This is a messenger RNA of Tympanuchus pallidicinctus (lesser prairie-chicken), 1496 nucleotides long. RefSeq names its product Wnt family member 16 (gene WNT16). Bases 210 to 1292 code for a protein of 360 amino acids. Gene Ontology annotation, cellular component: extracellular region. The record is from RefSeq and is a predicted model, not a curated record. NCBI's taxonomy places the organism in Eukaryota, Metazoa, Chordata, Aves, Galliformes, Phasianidae. Gene Ontology annotation, molecular function: frizzled binding; cytokine activity. The transcript is spliced from 4 exons. Gene Ontology annotation, biological process: cell fate commitment; neuron differentiation; multicellular organism development.
CCCCGCCCCGGCCCGCCCCGCUCCCCGGGGCGGCCAAUGCGCGGCCGGGGGAGGCAGAGCCGGGAGCGGCCCGGGGGAAAGCAUCAAGCCCAACUUUCUCACCUUGAAGGGAAUAAAGCUCUCCCGAUGCUUCCCCGCCCGCCGCCCUCCUCGCCGGCCCGGGCUGUUCCCGCGGAGGACGGAGCCGAGUAGGGGCUCGAUGCGCGGCCAUGGGGCGCGGGGCCGCCCUCGGUCGGAGCCUCCUGCGGGCGGCGAUGCUGCUCGCCCUCUGCCCCGGCGCCGCGGGCGGCACAUGGAUGUGGCUGGGCAUCGCGGCCGCCGGCGGGCCGGAGAAGCCAGGCUGCGCCAGCCCUCCGCUGAGCCCCGGGCAGCAGGAGCUGUGCAGGCAGAAGCCGGAGCUGGUGCCCGCCAUCCGGGAGGGAGCGCGUCUCGGCCUCCAGGAGUGCCGCAGCCAGUUCCGACACGAGCGCUGGGACUGCCGCCCGCCGCCCGCCGCCCCGCGCCGCCCGCCCGCCGCCUUCGGGCAGCAGCUGAACAGCGGCACGAAGGAGUCCGCGUUUGUGUAUGCAGUGACGGCAGCAGGGCUGGUGCAUGCUGUGACCCGCUCCUGCAGCGCAGGAAACGUGACUGAGUGCUCCUGUGACACCAAGCUGCAGGGCGGGGGCUCGGCCAGCGAGGGCUGGCACUGGGGCGGCUGCUCCGACGACAUCCACUAUGGGAUGUCCUUCAGCAGGAGCUUCCUGGAUGCGCCCAUCAGGAAUGCGUCAGGAAAAAGUGGCAACGGGCUGCUGGCGAUGAACCUGCACAACAACGAGGCUGGGAGGCAGGCUGUAGCAAAGCUGAUGUCAGUGGACUGCCGUUGUCACGGUGUUUCUGGGUCAUGCGCUGUGAAAACUUGCUGGAAAACCAUGUCCUCCUUUGAAAAGAUUGGCCGGUUUUUAAAGGAUAAGUAUGAAAACAGCAUACAGAUAUCAGACAAGCUGAAAAGAAAGUUACGCAGGAAAGAGAAGAGCCAGAGAAAAAUACCAAUCCAGAAAGAAGACCUGCUGUACGUGAACAAAUCGCCCAAUUACUGCGUCGAAGAUCAGAAACUGGGCAUCCCUGGGACUCAGGGCAGGGAAUGCAAUCGCACGUCGGAUGGACCCGAUGGCUGCAACCUGCUGUGCUGCGGGCGCGGGUACAACACGCACGUGGUCAGGCACGUGGAGAGGUGUGAGUGCAAGUUUAUCUGGUGCUGCUACGUGCGCUGCCGGCGGUGCGAGACCAUGACUGACGUACACACCUGCAAGUAGGGCUCAGCACAGAAACAGCCAAACCGCCCCACAGCGGGCUGUGCGCCAUGCAGACAGCAGUUACUGGAACAGGGACUAUGGGGGAUUCACCUCCAGGGCAUCGCCAAACAGGGCAUACUCCAAACAGUUGGUGUUUGAAAGUCACGAGUGGAGAGCAGCCUGCACACAGGGACAGCCACAGCAACAGACUCCCAGUGGCACAUU